This is a messenger RNA of Centropristis striata (black sea bass), 1811 nucleotides long. RefSeq names its product tubulin alpha-1A chain. The transcript has 4 exons. Gene Ontology annotation, biological process: mitotic cell cycle; microtubule cytoskeleton organization. The record is from RefSeq and is a predicted model, not a curated record. Gene Ontology annotation, molecular function: structural constituent of cytoskeleton; GTP binding. Lineage: Eukaryota; Metazoa; Chordata; Actinopteri; Perciformes; Serranidae. Gene Ontology annotation, cellular component: cytoplasm; microtubule. Bases 88 to 1443 code for a protein of 451 amino acids.
AUUUCUUACAUCGACCCCCUUACUGUCGAAUUGUAAGAAUUUCUACCGAGGAGCUCCACCUCUCCACCGCUACUUCAACACAACAAAAUGCGUGAGUGUAUCUCUAUCCACGUUGGUCAGGCUGGCGUCCAGAUUGGCAAUGCCUGCUGGGAGCUUUACUGUCUGGAACAUGGGAUCCAGCCGGACGGACAGAUGCCCAGUGACAAGACCAUCGGCGGAGGAGAUGAUUCCUUCAACACCUUCUUCAGUGAGACUGGAGCUGGAAAGCACGUCCCCAGAGCAGUUUUUGUCGACCUGGAGCCCACUGUUAUCGAUGAGGUGCGCUCUGGGACCUACCGCCAGUUGUUCCACCCUGAGCAGCUGAUCACUGGCAAGGAGGAUGCUGCCAACAACUACGCCCGAGGACACUACACCAUCGGCAAAGAGAUCAUCGACCUGGUGCUGGACAGGAUCCGCAAACUGGCUGACCAGUGCACCGGCCUUCAGGGCUUCCUGGUCUUCCACAGCUUCGGAGGUGGCACCGGCUCUGGUUUCACCUCCCUGCUGAUGGAGCGUCUGUCUGUCGACUACGGCAAGAAGUCCAAGCUGGAGUUCUCCAUCUAUCCAGCUCCCCAGGUGUCCACCGCUGUGGUGGAGCCCUACAACUCCAUCCUGACCACCCACACCACCCUGGAGCACUCUGACUGUGCCUUCAUGGUCGAUAACGAGGCCAUCUAUGAUAUCUGCCGUAGAAACCUUGAUAUUGAGCGUCCCUCAUACACCAACUUGAACAGGCUAAUUGGUCAGAUUGUGUCCUCUAUCACUGCCUCCCUUCGUUUCGAUGGUGCCCUCAAUGUUGAUCUGACAGAGUUCCAGACCAACUUGGUGCCAUAUCCCCGUAUCCACUUCCCUCUGGCCACCUAUGCCCCCGUCAUCUCUGCUGAGAAGGCUUACCAUGAGCAGCUCUCAGUGUCAGAAAUCACCAACGCCUGCUUUGAACCAGCCAAUCAGAUGGUGAAAUGUGACCCUCGCCACGGCAAAUACAUGGCUUGUUGCCUUUUGUACCGUGGUGAUGUGGUGCCCAAAGAUGUUAACGCUGCCAUCGCCACCAUCAAGACCAAGCGCACCAUCCAGUUUGUGGACUGGUGCCCCACUGGUUUCAAGGUGGGCAUCAACUACCAGCCCCCCACUGUAGUUCCUGGUGGAGACCUGGCCAAGGUCCAGAGGGCUGUGUGCAUGCUGAGCAACACCACUGCUAUUGCAGAGGCCUGGGCUCGGCUUGACCACAAGUUUGAUCUGAUGUACGCCAAGCGUGCCUUUGUUCACUGGUAUGUAGGUGAGGGUAUGGAGGAGGGAGAGUUCUCUGAGGCCAGAGAGGACAUGGCCGCUCUGGAGAAGGAUUAUGAAGAGGUUGGAGUCGACUCUGCUGAAGGUGAGGGAGAGGAGGAAGGAGAGGAGUAUUAAAGGGACAGAAAGGCACUCGUUAGACAGGAAACAAUUGAUUCCAUUGUCCUUACAUACAUUCCAAAAAGAAAUGUUUGUCUAUUAAUUACCAGUUCGGCUGUUCAGAAUUAAGCUCCUGAAAUGUCUAUUUAAUGUGAUGGAAGGGCCAGAGAGGGCAUUAGCAGGUCCGAGUUACUCUUUCAAGGGCUGAGGAAGAGGAGUAUUAAAAGGGACAUGAAACACUAUUUAAACAGGAACCAACUGUUUCAAAUUAAAGGCAUUCCAAAAAGAAAUGUUUGUCUGUCAAAUGAGUUUGGCUGUUCAGACUAAACAAUCCAAACAUGUCAGUUCUGCUCUGUAAUAAAAAAAACAUUUCCCUGUUAUACAAA